ACAAUAGAGUAUUGAAGAUGUUAAACAAUACACAAAAAUUGUGCGUAGUAUUGUUCAUCUAUUCAAAAACCGGCCAUCUAUACGGCUACAUCCAACGUUAUAAAUCUCCUCCCGUAAAUAGUCUGCUUAAAGGAGAGGCUUGGUAGAAAGCGAAAAUGGAGAACAUGGCGGUGUCCAGACGCCAUCGCAAAAGCAAACUCAAGUUACCAUCAAAAUCUGAGUCGGAUCUCGAGGCAACAUCAACAAGACAUGAACGAAGAAAUUAGGAAAAAGAAAGUCCGGUUGGAGAAACGACCGUCUUCCGAGGGAGUGCGAGCGAAGCAUGAACGGAAAGCUUCAGGGGGAAGGAAAAUGAAAAUGAAACUAAGACGGUCUGAGGGGAACAAAGAGAUGGUUUAUUGCAAAAUCUCAAGGAGAAGGAAAAUCAGACCAGAGCAGCAAUGCUCUCAUGAAGGAAUUGGAAUCGUACUGGAAGAUGCAUUAGAGAUCUCAAGGAAAAGGCAAAUCGAACACCUAGAAUAUCUCAUGAAGGAAGGAAAGCCAAACCCUAUGUCUUCCGAAGUAACAUUCCAUCCUUGGUCUUGUAUGGCAGAUGUUGCUUUAAUGCAUUAUCACAAGGAACAGGGCAUUGAAUUUCACCUUCUGCAAAUGGUGAAAAAAAAUGGUAAAAUCAUCCCACCGUUUUCAAGCUUAGAGCCAGGAAUAUAUUUUCAUAUCUUCUUUAAGGCUGUGCCCAGAAAUGUUGAUUGUGUCGAAUUGUCCCCGCAAUUGUUUUUCGCUGAGAUUUUUGACUGUGGUGUGAAAUUUCAUCCCACUCAUUGUUUCGUCAUUAAACCUGAUGAUGAUCCUGUCCACAAAAGAAGACUUGGUUGUGGCGUAUGUCCUGAUGAUGAAGAAUUUCCACACCCAAGUACUGGAUUUAAUGCUGGCCAUUUUCCAUACGUCGGACCUGUGAUGCUAUAAGCUAUAUAAUAGAAUCAUCAUCCUAUGUAGAAACUGAAUUGUUUUAAUCAUUGGCUGUCAGAUGCAGUAUCUAAAGAUUAUCUAACAAUCGAUCAUCACCAAAUUUGAAGCUAAACAUAUGGAAGUGUUCAACUUUUUCGAAACAAUGAGUUGGGGGAAAGAAAUAUUUUUGCUGUGGUGUUACAAUUUUUUUUUUUUUUUCUAUAAUAUUAUAAAAAUAAAUAAAAGUAGUGUAAGUUUGGAUACA
Striga asiatica is the source of this 1210-nucleotide messenger RNA. Lineage: Eukaryota; Viridiplantae; Streptophyta; Magnoliopsida; Lamiales; Orobanchaceae. The record is from the annotation of a GenBank genome assembly.